CAUGGCAACCCAGUGCCCUUUUGGGGAAGCCACAUUGAAAAAGUUAUUAACAUUACAGUCUGGAACGUCAGGUCAGCAUGUGCCAAAGCGAUGCACUUAGCACUGUGAAAUUCACAUGUGCAGCAAGACCUGUGCACAGUUGAAGCCAGAGGCUUUCCAGGUAGUGACAGGGGGUAUACUGUGGUUAUGGACCCUGACCCAUGAACUGUGUGUUCGAGCCCUGCCCUAAGCAGUUUUCAAGACCGUGUGUCCUGUGCUCCUUGCAUUCUACACGGGCUUCUUUUGGAAACUUUUUCCGGAGACCAAACUUUCUGGUUUAAGAGCAAUAUUAAAGUAGGAGGGAAUGGGGCAGAUGGGGUGUACGUACCUCACUGUGUUUUUAAACCAAGGUGCACAGAUUUUGCAUGUCCCUCCCUUCCCAGGAUUGGGUCCAUGCUGGGAUAGGGCUCUGGUCAUGGCAGGUUCAGAAAGGGGUAAGAGGUGGCACAACUUCCGUGCCAGAGUCAGAACAUCCCCCAGUGUGUGGAGCUCCCUGUGGGACCCGCCCAUCUCUCAGGAACCAUCUGACCCCGCCAAAGGAUCUCCAGGAAUAUUUUCCCCACCCACUCAAGACAUCUGCAAAUGAUGCUGUCUCCGACUAACUAGUCUCACCUGUUUUUCUUUCUGUGGAGCAGUUCCAGUUUCCCAAACGUAAUGUGAUUUCCUGGCUAGAACCAGAGGCAGAGCCGUGAAUCCCAAAUCUCCAGGGCUUUGAGGAAAGGAAGAUCCUUAAAACAUGAACACAGCAGGUGAUGGGAUGGUGGGUGAGAACCAGGAAGAGAAUCCACAGCAGGAAGGUCCUGAGCAAGUGGAACCAUGUGGGACAGUAUCAGGAAGAUCCAAAGGGGACGUUUCCUUGAGUCCUGAGCAAGAAGAAGGCCGUGAGACUCAGCGCAGGUCAGAGAGGCAGAAGAGCAACCAGCAAAGGAAGAGACAGGAUGAAUCCACUUGCCAAGCGAGAAGUUUGGAGGAUCCUAGUGAAAUCAUGGUCCAACAACGAGUCCAUAUGAAAGAGAAACUGUAUAACUGCCCCGAGUGUGGGAAAAGCUUUGCUCAGAUAUCAAACCUCCUGGUACAUCAGAGAAUCCACACGAGGGAGAGGCCCUAUAAAUGCCCUGACUGCGGGGAAAGCUUCACGCGGAACUCGGACAUUAUUUCCCAUCGCUCAGUCCACACAGGAGACAGGCCCUAUAGCUGCCUUGAGUGUGGAAAAUGCUUUGCUAAUUUCUCAUCCCUUAUUUCACAUAGACGAAUCCACACGGGGGAGAGACCCUAUACGUGCCCUGACUGCGGGAAGAGCUUCAAGCGGAGCUCAGACCUUAGUAAACAUCGGAGACUCCACACAGGAGAGACGCCCUAUAAAUGCCCUGAAUGUGGGAAAAGUUUCACUCAGAGCUCAAACCUGGUUUCGCACCAGAGAAUCCACACAGGAGAGACACCCUAUAAAUGCCCCGAGUGUGGGAAAAGCUUCAAACAAAGAUUCAGCCUCAUCGUACAUCAGAGAAUCCACAUCGGAGAGAGAUCCUAUAAAUGCCCCGACUGUGGGAAAAGGUUUAGUAACAGCUCCCAACUUAUUAGACAUCGACGAAUCCACACAGGAGAGAAGCCCUAUAACUGCUCUGAAUGUGGGAAAAGCUUCAGUCAGAGCUGGGGAGUCCUUAGACAUCAGAGAAUCCAUUCAGCAGAGACACCCUAUAAAUGUUCUGUCUGUGGGAAAAGCUACAAGGGGAAGGAUUCGCUGAAGUCACAUCAGAAAGUGCACACAGUUAGAGCAGAUUUUCCAAUUCCCAAGCCCAACAUGAUCUCCUGGAGGAAACGGAGAAAAGAGCUGUGGGUUCCAGACUCUCAGAACUCUGAGGAAAGUGUGACCCUGAGGAACACCCUCACAGGGACUGACUCCUGUCUGGAUUCUCUCUCUUGCCCAGCAGGUGAUGGGAUGAUGAGUAAGAUUAAGGAGGAGAAUCCUCAGCAGGAAGGUCUUGAGGAAGUGGAACCACACGGGACGCUAUUGGGAAGAUUCAAAGGAAAUAUUUCCCAGAGACCCAAGCAAGGAGAAGCCUGUGGGAGUCAGUGCAAGUCAGAAAGGCAGAAGGGAAACCAGCCAAGAAAGAGACGGGCUGAAUCCACUCAUCCAGGAGGAGGUUUGGAGGAUCCUAAAGAGACCAUGAUCCAGCCGAAGAUCCACAUUAAAAAGAAAUCGUAUAACUGCCCUGAGUGUGGGAAAAGCUUCACUCAGACAUCAAAUCUUAUUAUACAUGAGAGAAUCCACACAGGGCAGAGACCCUAUAAAUGCCUUGAGUGUGGGAAAAGCUUCAGACAGAAAUCAGACCUCAGUAAACAUCAGCGAAUCCACACGGGAGAGACCCCUUAUAAAUGCCCCGACUGCGGGAAAAGCUUUAAGCAAAGAUUCAGCCUCAUCGUACAUCACCGAAGUCACACUGGAGAGACCCCUUAUAAAUGCAAUGACUGCGGGAAAGGCUUCACCCAGAGCACCAACCUGGUUUCGCACCAGAGGAUCCACACGGGAGAGACACCCUAUAAAUGCGCCGACUGCGGGAAGAGCUUCAAGCAAAGAUUCAGCCUCAUUGUACACCAGAGAAACCACACUGGAGAGAGAGCCUAUAAAUGCGCCGACUGCGGGAAAAGCUUCAAGCAGAGCUCAGAGCUCAUUUCGCACCAGAGAAUCCACGUUGGAGAGAGGCCCUUUAAAUGCACGGAGUGUGGGAAAAACUUCAGUCAGAGCUCGGGCCUGAUUAGACAUCGGAGAACCCACACGGGAGAGAAACCCUACAAGUGCAUCGAUUGUGGGAAAGGCUUCAGUCAGAGCUCGGGACUUAUUAGGCAUCGGAGAACCCACACGGGGCAGAAACCCUAUGACUGCCCUGAGUGCGGGAAAAGCUUCACUCAGAGCUCAGCCCUUAUCGUACAUCAGAGAGUCCACACAGGAGAGGCACCCUAUCGAUGUUCUGUCUGUGGGAAAAGCUACAAGGUGAAGGACUCCCUUAUUUCCCACCAGAAACUCCACACAGGAAUGUUCCUGCUCUCCGGGGCUGAGGGGGAAUGGGCGCUGUUGGACCUGGGUCAGAGAGCCCUGUACAGGGACAUCAUGCAGGAGAAUUACAGGAAUGUGACCUCACUGGAUAUUAUUUUGGCUUGUUUCCCCGCUUUCCCGUUCCCCUUUUCUCACCUUCCCUUUUGCUCCAGCACAGGGAAUGACUCCUGUCCAGAUUUUCUCUCUGUCCCAGCAGGUGAUGAAAUCUUAAGUGAAAGCAACAAAGAGAAUCCUUAUCCGGAAAGUCCUGAGCGAAUGGAAGCAAAGGGGUCGUUGCUGGGAAGGUGUGAAGGGGAUGAUUCCCAGAUUUCUGGGCAGGGACAAGCCCAAGAAACUCAGUGCAGGCCAGAGAAGCAGCAGGGAAACUCAUCGGGGAAGACACUGGGUGAAUCCACUCACAGCGUGGGAGGUUUGGAGGAUUGUAAUGAGGCCAUGACCCAGCCGAGAACCUGCACUAAGGAGAAGUGGUUCGAAUGUGCUGAGUGCUGGAGAAGCUUCAAGUGCAGUUCAAACCUUAUAAGACACCAGAGGGUCCACACAGGCGACAGACCCUACAACUGCCCUGAGUGCAGAAAAAGCUUCAAUUGUAAAUCCCACCUUAUUAGACAUCAGAGAUCUCACACGGGAGAGACCCCCUAUAACUGCCCUGAGUGUGGGAAACAAUUCAAUGACCACUCCAAUCUUAUUAGACAUCAGCGAACCCACACAGGAGAGAAACCCUAUAAGUGCACUGACUGCAGGAAAAGCUUCAGGGACAGCUCAGGCCUUCUUGCACAUCAGAGGGUCCACACAGGAGAGAAAUGCCAUAAAUGCCCGGACUGUGGAGAAACCUUCACUCAGCGCUCGCAUGUGACUAGACAUCGGAGGAUUCACACGGGCGAGAGACCCUAUGGAUGCCCCGAUUGUGGAGAAAGUUUCUCUUGCACCUCCGACCUUAUUGUACAUGAGAGAGUCCACACUGGAGAGAAACCCUAUAGCUGCCCUGACUGUGGGAAAAGCUUCAGCCAGAGCCCUAACCUCAUUGUCCACCGGAGAAUCCACAUGGGAGAGAGACCUUAUAACUGUCCUGACUGCAGGAAAAGCUUCAGUCGUAAAUCUAACCUCAUUAGACAUCAGAGAAUGCACACGGGGGAGUGCCCCUAUGAAUGUUCCGUGUGUGGGAAAAGGUACAAGGCCAAGAUCUCUCUGAUAUUUCACCUGAAACGCCACAUAGACUAGUGCCAGCCACUUCCCCACCUCUUCCUAUGUCCGUUCCUCCCAUCUCUACAAUUGGGAUAACAACAGUUGCCCAACUCCCAAGGGAGUCAAGUGGCCCCACUAUUUACGUGUGUGCUCAGUGGCUCAGGACGACAGAGGCACCAGAACAGUGAUUUUAUUAUUAUUACUGUAUUGUAUUAAUCUCUGACCCUCCCAUCCCUUCCUGGCUCUCUGUCACGAGGAGGCUUUUACUGAGCCGAAGGAUUUAACUGGAUUUCCUGGUCCCUGUUUUCAGGCAGGGGCUCGGUUCACAUAGUUGCACACUGGGAUUAUUCCU
This is a messenger RNA of Terrapene triunguis (Three-toed box turtle), 4625 nucleotides long. Its product is annotated as zinc finger protein 665-like. The record is from RefSeq and is a predicted model, not a curated record. The coding region runs from base 776 to 4309 and encodes 1177 amino acids. The transcript has 7 exons. NCBI's taxonomy places the organism in Eukaryota, Metazoa, Chordata, Testudines, Emydidae. Gene Ontology annotation, biological process: regulation of transcription by RNA polymerase II. Gene Ontology annotation, molecular function: DNA-binding transcription factor activity, RNA polymerase II-specific; RNA polymerase II cis-regulatory region sequence-specific DNA binding.